Molecule: messenger RNA, 1593 nt
Organism: Malania oleifera
Lineage: Eukaryota; Viridiplantae; Streptophyta; Magnoliopsida; Santalales; Ximeniaceae
Exons: 3
Coding region: 1-1593 (530 amino acids)
Molecular function (GO): zinc ion binding
Source: RefSeq, a predicted model, not a curated record
AUGGUUGAUGUUGAAUCCGGUCAUAUCAGAACUGAAGUUGAAAGUUCACUCGAGGGCACCCGAUGGGAUGGCGUAUCAGAAUUUGGGAAAGGUAUGAUUUUCAACACGAAGGAUGACCUCAUUCACUCCGUGCGCGUCCACCAUGCGCAAACACACCACAAAUUUAAGGUGGUGCAAUCCACCCAAACAACGUGGAUGGUUAGGUGCAAUGCAGACGAAACCUGUGUUUGGCGGUUGCGUGCAACUCAACGUAAAAAGCAUGGGCUAUUUGAAAUUACACAAUACAGAGGGCCACAUACAUGCAUAAACGAGACUCUCUCGCAGGACCACCCACAACUGAAGUCUACCUUAGUUGCAAAUGAAGUCGUAGAAAUUAUCAAAAGUGAUGCCGGUGCUUCUAUUGCAGCUUUGCAAACACACUUGAGGUCAAAGUACCAGUACCAUGUAUCAUACAGAAAGGUUUGGCUCGGGAAGCAAAGGGCAGUUGCAAGGGUGUUUGGAGAUUGGGAUAUUUCAAAUCAACUACUUCCAAAAUGGAUGCAUGCUAUGUGUGAAAUAAAUCCCGGUACAAAGGUGAAGUGGGCGUGGACAGAAAUCCCUGAUGCUAACAACGCUGCUAUUUUGACAUGUGUGUUUUGGUCAUUUGCAGCAUCAAUAGAGGGAUUUCGUCAUUGUCCUCCAGUUCUCUAUGUGGACGGAACUCACUUGUACGAAAAAUAUAAAGAUAGACAUGUCGGUAUUCUUGCUGCCAUUCGUCAGAACGAUGACUGGCAACCACCGCGUGCGCACCAUCGGUUUUGCUUACAUCACAUUGUUAGCAACUUCAACCAGAGGGUGCACAAUACGAUGCUCAAGCGGAUGGUUGAAAUAGCUGGUAGGGAGCACCAAGUUAGGAAAUUCAAUAGUAUGAUGGAAAGAAUCCUAAGAGAGGGUGGGCCAAUUGCAAAGUCCUUUUUUGAAGAGAUACCUCCUCACAUAUGGACGCAAUGUCACGAUGGUGGUCGAAGUGCCCGCCGAGAGGCAUCUCGCCAAGCAAUGGAGUCGGGGAAUGGUUACACACCACAUAUGUUGUUGCAAAUGCAAAGGAGGGAGAUGGCGUAUGCUGGACAUGAGGUUAUCAACUUCAACAUUGAAAGGGGGUUGUUCAGCAUUCAAACUGCACCGCGGCCACCAAAUAAGGGUCGAAAUAUUCAAACAGUUGACAUAAAGGGACGUCGGUGUACAUGUGGGAAGUGGCAGAAUCUACACUACCCUUGUUCUCACUUGUUAGUUGUCUGUGGUGCAAAAAGAUUGGGGUUUAGAACCUAUAUUGACCCUUGUUUCACGGUACAGGAGCAUUAUGCGACAUAUGCGAUGGACUUCAUUCCCAUCCUCCAUGAACAUUAUUGGAGGGAUCCAGUAGCGCCAAUAUUAUACGGUAAUCGAAAUUUGCUUAGGCAGAAAGGACGCCCUAAAAGUUCGAGACUGCGUAACGAAAUGGAUGUACGAGAGGGUAGUCGGAGGAUGCGGUGCGGGUUUUGCCACCAAGAGGGUCACAACCGCAAUCGAUGUCCAAGGAGGACUGGAGGUCAUGACAAUGCUGGACCAUCAUAA